Molecule: messenger RNA, 1426 nt
Organism: Temnothorax curvispinosus
Lineage: Eukaryota; Metazoa; Arthropoda; Insecta; Hymenoptera; Formicidae
Product: F-box/WD repeat-containing protein 9-like
Exons: 7
Coding region: 1-1344 (447 amino acids)
Cellular component (GO): preribosome, large subunit precursor
Molecular function (GO): protein binding
Source: RefSeq, a predicted model, not a curated record
AUGGAUAACGAGAAUAUAAGCUGCGCCUACGACGGCGAGGAAAAUGCACAACUGUCACCACUGCAGCGUCUCCCGGUCGAGAUAUUCCUGCAUAUUUGUUCCUUUCUAGAUGGGUCGACGUUGGUACACGGUUUGAGGUUAGUGUGCACACGGUUCUACCUGAUUUUAAAAGAUGCAAACUCAUUGUGGAAAGCACGAAUUAACCAUAUAUGGCCAGAUGCUAGCUAUCCACUUUUGCCUCUCGCGAGACCCGACAAACUGUGUUGGAUGUUGUCAUACGUUGCAAUCAAACAACAAACAGCACUGUGGAAACAGCAAAAGAAUAGAUUGUUCAUGAAGGAAACACAUGGUUCCAUUAUAGAUGCUGUGUCACUGAUGCAUGUAAAUGGAAUCUCUCAUGUAGUUUAUACGUCAAACAGACACUUACAUUACAAGGAAAUUCCCUCACGCAAGAAAUUAUCUCAUGAAAUCGAGAAUUCCGGCCGCAUAUGCGCACAUAGCUCAGGUAUCAAGGAUAUGACGGCGAUAGACAACACGAUCUACAGCUGCAGCAGCUUGGGUAGGAACGUUAAGUCGUGGAUGCUCACUAACGCCGGUCUUGUCCAUCAGAGAACUUACGAUUUACCGAGGAGCGAUCUCAGAUUCUCGUCAUUAUGGCCAUCAUGUAUGUGUAUGUGUAUGUCAUCGACGUCAUUGGGUCCGGGGAGAAACCUCUUUGCAACCGGUUUAGACUGCGGGACUAUAUACGUGUUCGACUCGAGAUCGAGAAAUAACCCGAUCAGGCAUUACCAACAUCGCACCCUAUUCACAGUCCAGAAUAUUAGGCUGACCAUGAACACGGAAUACAUCCUGUCCGCCGCCGAGGACACGGUAUCCGUUUGGGAUCAAAGAGCCGGACGGAUCAUGAAGUCUAUCACAUUUCCAGGUGAAGCGCACCGCACCGCGUGUAUAAAUAUGCGACGGGAUUUGGUUUUCGUUGCAACAACACCUCGAAGUUGGGACUCCUCGCAGUUGCACGUGCUAAAUCCAAAGGACGAUUUCAAGCUAGUGAAAUCUUAUUCCACCGAGCAUACGAAAAGAAUAACGAGAGUGCAUCUGACUCACGAAUGCCUAAUAACAAGUUCUAAGGACGGCACUGUCAGAAUUUCGAGCCUUACGGAUCCGCCAAAGCCCAUCGCUACUUUAUGUUCAGAGUUUGGAGGUAUCUACGACAUGGACUAUCUGAAUGGCACUCUCGCAAUAUCUGGUGAUGGUAUCGAGGUAUGGUGCCCGAAGUUGACGUGUUCAACGAAACGUGUUCAACGAAACAACAAUAAAUGGAAAGUUUCUAUACGUGAUCUAUAGCUAUUCUACAGCUGUAUUUUUUUUAUAUGUGAUGUAUGUUUUUAGUUUUUACUAAUUGUAAGGUACUAUUCAAACACGUCUC